GAUAUAUAAAAUAUAAAUAAAUCCCAUUCCCAGUACACGAAGCCUUGAAGCGUCAAAACCCUCCCCCGUUAGAAUUCCGUACAUCUCUCCCCCUUUUCAAUUUCAGUGGUUGAGUUUGCGUAGGAGAGCUCCAUUGAGUCUCAUAAACAAUUGGCUCGCGAAAUUGGCGGGAACUAACGACUGAAUUUCAAUAUCCUAAGAAGUGGAGUUGGGUCUGAAUCGAAUUUUCGAAUUCCUUUUCUGAAUUUUGGUGUUUAUUUAUGGCCAACCCUUCUGGGAACCAUCAAGAACCGAGCCAUGCCUCGUCGUCUUUCAACGGCACCAACCCGACUAACGGAAACUCCACUCCCGUGUCGGCACCCGAGACCAUGGCCAUGAAGCACAACCCGGGUAUUUCUAUGGAUUGGACCGCAGAGGAGCAGGCCAUUCUUGAUGAUGGGCUCGCCAAUUAUGCAACAGAAGCUAACAUAAUCCGGUAUGCAAAGAUAGCUAUGCAGCUACAGAAUAAGACGGUUCGAGAUGUGGCAUUGCGUUGCAGAUGGAUGACUAAAAAGGAGAACAGCAAGAGAAGGAAGGAAGAACAUAAUUUAGCAAGGAAAAGCAAAGACAAAAAGGAAAGAGUAGUCGAUACUUCAGCAAAGCCAUCACACUUUACAAACCGACCCAGUGUUGCUCCCUAUACUCCUCCGAUAAUAUCUAUGGACAAUGAUGAUGGCAUCUCAUACAAAGCUAUUGGUGGGGUUACAGGCGAGCUUUUGGAGCAGAAUGCACAAGCCUUGAAUCAAAUUUCUACCAAUCUUCAAGCUUUCCAGAUACAGGAGAACAUCAACCUCUUCUGCCAGGCUCGAGAUAACAUCCUCAAAAUAAUGAAUGAUUGCAUAGCCAUUUGGAGUUGCUUGUUUUAUCUGUAUAUUCCUAGAAGUACCGUCUCGAGCAAUUACAGAUGCAAUUGCAUUGGUAUCUAUAUAUGUACUUGUCUUGCUGUCUGUGAUCCCAUUAUGUGAACAUGAAAAGGAGCUUGAAUGACAUGCCAGAUGUAAUGAAGCAGAUGCCACCACUUCCAGUGAAAGUAAAUGAAGAGCUCGUAAACCACGUCCUCCCCCCACCUGCACAUCAAAUGCAAUGAUACUUUGGCAUGUGGGCUUCUGUAUACUUCUCAAAGCAUGUCCUGCAUCCGAAUGUGGCUGGAAGUUCUCAAAUCAAUUCCUGAUCUCUGGAGAAACAAUAUGGAGUUGAUGAACCACCUUUGCCAACUCAAUUAGUGCAGGCAGUCUAAUUGUUUAUGCAGGUGUCAGUUUCGUUUUUUUUUUUUUAGUUUUUUUUUUAUAAUUUUUUUAUAUUCUUUGUGUCCUUUGUCACUUGUAUUUCAUCUUUGGUUUGAUAGUUACCUUACCUUUAUAAAGUAGGCGCUGCUUAGUGUUCUGUAGAAAGUAGGAAAUAAAAUUCCAUGUUGGUGUUGUAUUGGUGAAUGAAAGAGUAAUUGGUAGAUUUCUUCUUGUUGCAUCAUUGGUUC
Messenger RNA from Rosa chinensis, 1513 nucleotides. RefSeq lists its product as uncharacterized. The coding region runs from base 261 to 1004 and encodes 247 amino acids. The record is from RefSeq and is a predicted model, not a curated record. NCBI's taxonomy places the organism in Eukaryota, Viridiplantae, Streptophyta, Magnoliopsida, Rosales, Rosaceae. The transcript has 9 exons.